This is a messenger RNA of Pecten maximus, 1038 nucleotides long. RefSeq names its product 2-hydroxy-7-methoxy-5-methyl-1-naphthoate--CoA ligase-like. Lineage: Eukaryota; Metazoa; Mollusca; Bivalvia; Pectinida; Pectinidae. The transcript has a single exon. The record is from RefSeq and is a predicted model, not a curated record. The coding region runs from base 1 to 1038 and encodes 345 amino acids.
AUGGUGGUGCAUUCUCACUUUUUUGCAACACGGUUAGUGCAGGGAAUCCCUGAACAGGUUCUCCACAACAAAAUUGUUUACAACGAUCGGCCAUUUGGUUGGAUAGGUGGAACAGCGCUGGUAUCCAGCAUGCGGGGACAUACCAGGGUAUUCACCGACUCGAGUCUGAUAACAGAGGAGAAUGGAAUGAAGAAGAUCUGGGAUAUUAUGAAGGAGGAGAAGGUCAAGAAUGCUUUCAUGAUGCCAUACUGUAUACAAGAUUUAAUCGUGGAGAAAACCAGUAUCCCUGAUGACGGAUUUAGGUUGGAACUGAUAACAACAGGUGGACAGAUUAUGGAUAAUUUCUACACUCAGGUAGUUGGUAGAUUCUGUAGAGUACUUAUGAUAGGGUAUGGGUCAUCAGAGUCCGGGGGUGUGGCAGUUUUCAGCCCGAUUUUUGAGGGCGACGUUCUUGAAACCGGAAAAGUAGGUCAUCCCGCUCCCGGUAUGGAGAUCAGGAUUGUAGAUGAAGAUGGAUGCCUUGUUGCAAGAGGAGAACCUGGUAAUAUUGAGCUUAGAAGUGCCUAUCUGAUGAAGCGAUAUCAUGUCGAUAUGUCUAUGACUGAUGCUGUAUUCUCUGCAGACGAACCACCUUGGUUAAAAACAGGAGAUGUUGGACUACUAACAACUUCCGGUGAAGUCAUCGUCAGCGGAAGAAGGAGUGAAACCAUAUCGCGUGGAGGUCGGAAGAUACUACCUGGUGCUGUAGAUGAUGUGCUCAAAGGAAUGGAAGGCGUAAAUCACGUGACCACGGUGGCUGUACCAGAUGCCCGGAUGUAUGAGGAAGUGUGUGUUUGUUUUGUGUCCUCUACUCUGACUCCUGGGGACGUACAACGUUUCUGUGAACAUAAAUUCGUGAACAAAGAUUCGUUGGACGGUAUGGGAUACAUGCCGGGAUACUUCCUCAAGUUUGAUGAAUUGCCAGUGACGUACACGGGAAAGACUGACAUGACAAAACUGAAAACGGAGGCUGCGAGGCGGCUGAAUCUUGGCGAGUGA